AAUUGUUCGGAGUCUCUUAUCUCGGUCCGUCUUGUUUUCACAUCUUCUCGGGUUUUUUCGGUGUGAAGAUUUUUCAAGAUGGUUAAUAUAGGCAAGAACUCCAAGCGGACGCCCGUCCGACUACGACAUAAGAUUGAAAAGGCUUCUGCGGCCAAGCAACGGAAGCAGAAGAAGCUUGCGAAGAAGGAUCCUACAUGGCGCUCGAAGAUCAAGAAGGACCCCGGUAUCCCCAACCUCUUCCCGCACAAGGACAAGCUGCUUCACGAGAUCGAGGAGCGCAAGCGGUUGAAGGCCGAGGAGCAGCAGCGAAUUCGCGAUGAGGCUCGUGAGCGUCGCGCCGCCCAGAAGGCCCAGUCCGGUCAGACCGCCCAGGUGAUCGACGGUCAGAUCCAGCAGGAUAUCGACAGCGAUGGCAUGGAUGACGACGAUAUGGAUGAGGAUGGAGAUUCUUCGAACCCCAUGGCUGCGCUGCUGGCGUCUGCGCGUGCCAGAGCGGCCGAGUAUGAAGACGAGGAUGACGACGAGAUGGACGAGGACGACGAUGAAGAUAUGGAUGCGAUGGACGACGACGAGGAGGGCGGUGCGGCUCUGGAUGACGACGAGGCUCCUCAGCUUGUCUCGCAGUCUCACGGCAAGGAGACCUCGCGACGACAGUUCGACAAGGUGUUCAAGCAGGUUAUUGACAAUGCCGAUGUCGUUCUGUACGUGCUGGAUGCUCGGGACCCUGAGGGCACUCGCUCCAAGGACGUCGAGCGCGAGAUCAUGUCUGCCGCUGCCGGAUCCAAGCGAUUGAUCCUCAUCCUCAACAAGAUCGAUCUUGUGCCCCCGCCCGUGCUGAAGGACUGGUUGAUCCAUCUGCGUCGGUACUUCCCGACUCUGCCGCUCAAGGCGUCCAACGGCACCGCCAACGCCCACAGCUUCGACCAUAAGCAGCUGACCGUCAAGGGCACCUCGGACACGCUCUUCAAGGCCCUCAAGUCCUUCGCGCAGACCAAGCAGCUGAAGCGCUCCGUCUCCGUCGGCGUCAUCGGCUACCCCAACGUCGGCAAGUCCUCCGUCAUCAACGCCCUCACGGCCCGCCUCAACAAGGGCUCCAGCAACGCCUGUCCCACCGGCGCCGAGGCCGGCGUCACCACCAGCCUCCGCCAGGUGAAACUCGACAGCAAGCUCAAGCUCAUCGACUCGCCCGGUAUCGUGUUCCCCAACGCCGGCGAGAAGAGCACCAACAAGAAGAGCAACAAGAAGAAGCAGGAUGAGCACGCUCGUCUCAUCCUUCUCAAUGCCGUGCCCCCCAAGCAGAUCGAGGACCCCGUUCCCGCCGUCAAACUCCUCCUGAAGCGCCUCUCCACCACCGACGGCCUCCUCCAGAAGCUCCUCAACCUCUACGGUAUCCCCGCACUCUUCCCCACUGGCGGCGACCAGGUCAAUGACUUCCUCAUCCACGUUGCCCGCAAGCGCGGUCGUCUCGGUAAGGGCGGUAUCCCCAACAUCGACGCCGCCGCCAUGACCGUCAUCAACGACUGGAGAGACGGCCGCAUCCAGGGCUGGGUCAACGCUCCUGUCCUGCCGGUCGUCACCACGACAGAGGGCGCCGCGGCCACGGAGGUCGGACCCGGUGUGGACACGAGACAGAUCGUCACGGAAUGGGCGAAGGAAUUCAAGAUCGAGGGAUUGUGGGGGAAUGGGGAUGAUGAGAUGGCUGAGUAGAUCAGUAGCACCAGUUCUGGGGACCUACAUCACCAUUUGGUGUGGUUGUAUCUUCUUUUGACUGCUGAUCUAGCUUUUCAUGUCUUUUCUUUUGUCUUUCUUUUUCUUGAUUUGCUGCUUCUGUGGAUACCUAAAAAAAGAAGGCGUUGCAGGCCUGGUUUUCUUUGAUCUUUCUUUUUCUAAUGUUGACUCGACUUGAUUGAACUGGGUGAUGAGAUCCGUGAGCUAAUAGAUGUUGAUACUUGAUGAUGAAUCUAGAUGUCUUUCGUUCAUGAUGUGUCUUGGGAAUGCCUGCUAGAUGGAGUAGAGUAAUCUGUGUUUUCUUUUUGUCUAGAAGGUAGGCAGAACAAUAUAGGUAACUAUCUAUCAUUCGUUCGGCCUCUCAGAAUCCAUUCUUUGAUAAAAGCCAAAUCCUCUAGGGGAGAGCUAAUUUACUUUACAUUCAGAAGGUAGCUUCUUGCAAUAACUUGGCAGCAUAAAAGGGCGACGAUAUCAUUAGUGGUAUAAAUAGAUGUUAGCUAUUCAAACAGUAUCGUAGUAAAAGAUAAUAAUCAGAUAGUAGAUACCUUUUCAUCGAAGGUCUCCGAAACUUCUCAGGCAACGAGAGACGGGUUUUGGUUACUCUUAUAUAACAUGCGUAAAAUCCACUACGAAUAGCCCAUUCCUAUUUGAACAAAAGGCCCCAGGAGCACAAGCUAAUGGAGCCUCUUUCAAGAUAAAUAAGAUAGUACAUAGAUAGAUACUUCUACUUUCCUUCAGCAAGAACCGCCACGGUACAUUUCAGAGAAGGCCUCCCCCGCCUCUGGCCGAGAUAUCCUCCAGGCACAUGGUUAAAUUGUGCAACUCCUGCAGCAACACGCUUGGAUCAUCACACUUCUGGGCCGUGUCAAAAUCGAUCAACGUGGCAUUCGAAUCACGAAUGAGGAAGUUGAACCGAUUUGUAUCUCCAUGUCGAACCCCUAAAGCAUGUAGCCGAGAUAAUACCUCCCUGCAGGCCUGGACAUCCUCAGCACCAGCGUGCCGUGCAUUGGGUAUGUAUUCCAUCAAGAACCCCAUUACCCGGCCGUGCUCAGUUAAAUGGCCAAAGAAUUGAAGCCCGAUGUUAUGGUCGGAGAUCUAUUGGUAUGCUGUGGUUUCGUUCUCGAUGUAUUGGAUCUCCCAGGGGAAACGGGCGAAUUUGGCGACCACAGUUUUGUCGAAUGAUGGGCAGUGGACUUUGUAAAUCCCCGUCCGUAGUUUUCGUCCGAUUGAGAGAUUCAGAUAAUCGACGUAGGUUUCAUGCCAAGUAUUUCGAACCCCAGGGUAUCGAGUCAGCCUGACAUAUGCAAAACGUGGCCGAGCAUCGUUGGCGUCUUGAGCAACCAAACCAUCGUUCCAGUUUCCCGGGGGGAGUUCGGGCAAGAUAGAAACAAGUGAAGGACCAAAGCACAUAUCUUCGGUGCUAUAGAUGCCGGGUUCAAUGAUAAUGUAUUUGACUGUCUGGCCGUCAACUAACAGGCGGAAAAAGCUUUGGUCGUUCUCGUCGACCUCGGCCUGGAGUAAGUCAAUUCUCAUUUGGUUGCCCAUGUUCAAGACAAAAGAUUCGAGUGAAGACGAG
Aspergillus melleus is the source of this 3304-nucleotide messenger RNA. RefSeq names its product putative GTP binding protein (gene NUG1). The transcript has 3 exons. The record is from RefSeq and is a predicted model, not a curated record. Gene Ontology annotation, molecular function: GTP binding. The coding region runs from base 79 to 1707 and encodes 542 amino acids. NCBI's taxonomy places the organism in Eukaryota, Fungi, Ascomycota, Eurotiomycetes, Eurotiales, Aspergillaceae. Gene Ontology annotation, cellular component: nucleolus.